Messenger RNA from Ostertagia ostertagi, 368 nucleotides. Lineage: Eukaryota; Metazoa; Nematoda; Chromadorea; Rhabditida; Trichostrongylidae. The record is from the annotation of a GenBank genome assembly.
AUGACGACUAAAGAGCCGACAAGGACUACGUCAGGACCAACCAAUAUCACCACAACGCCAACAACGCCUACACCAACACUCCCACCCACCAAGACAAAAAUGACAACGACAACGCCGAGACUCCCAGCCUUCACUACAACGCCGUUCUACGACUACGUCAGGACCAUCGACCUUCACUACAACACCGUUCACGCCUACGUCAGAAACUUCUACCUUCGAUACAACACCGUUCACGCCUACGUCAGAAACUUCUACCUUCGAUACAACACCGUUCACGCCUACGUCAGAAACUUCUACCUUCGAUACAACACCGUUCACGCCUACGUCAGAAACUUCUACCUUCGAUACAACACCGUUCACGCCUACGU